Messenger RNA from Hymenoscyphus albidus, 386 nucleotides. NCBI's taxonomy places the organism in Eukaryota, Fungi, Ascomycota, Leotiomycetes, Helotiales, Helotiaceae. The record is from the annotation of a GenBank genome assembly.
AUGGAUACCACUUUAGACCAGGGUCCUAUAAAGUAUAUGGAGGACUCGAAUAGACCAGGGCAUGAAGACUCUGCAGCCUUUGCAGCCUCUGCAGCCUCUCCACCUGCCAGGCGAGCCAGUGAGUGUACUUACAAAGUAACAAAGUCUUGGUACAGUAGCAAUGAUUCAAUGAACCAGGCAAUGAACCAGCGUAGCCCAGCACUCGAGCGGCGUGCUUGGCAAUCGCCAUACGAUAGAUCCUCAUCUCCUUCGGGUAGUCCUGGCCAGCUAUCCGUCACUACGGUAAAACGAGUGCGUGUACGAAGACAUCACAGACAUCAAGUGAGGCGGCUGCUCCUGCUACUGCUCCUGCUACUACUGCCACCGCCAGAUUAAGGUUGAGAUAG